GGCCGAGCGGGUCGAUGAAUCCAAGAUGGCGGAGCGCGGCGGCGGCGGCAAGAGAGGCGGCGGCGGCGGCGGGCUGGACAAGAGCAUCACCCUCCCGCCGGACGAGAUCUUCCGCAACCUGGAGAACGCCAAGCGCUUCGCCAUCGACAUCGGUGGGUCAUUAGCCAAAUUGGCGUAUUAUUCGACGGUGCAACAUAAAGUGGCCCGCGUGCGCUCUUUUGAUCAGACCGGGAAGGACCUGGAACCCGAAUCGCCGUACGAGAUCACCGUCCAGGAGGAGAUCACGGCGCGGCUGCACUUCAUUAAGUUCGAGAACACGUACAUCGAGACUUGCCUGGACUUCAUCAAGGACCACCUGGUCAACACGGAAACGAAAGUCAUCAAAGCCACCGGAGGCGGCGCCUACAAGUUCAAAGACCUCAUUGAGAGGAAGCUGGGACUGAAGUUAGAUAAAGAAGAUGUCAUGACUUGCUUAAUUAAGGGGUGUAACUUUGUGCUCAAGAACAUCCCCAACGAGGCGUUUGUGUACAUGAAGGACGCGGACCCCGAGUUCCGGUUCCAGAUGAACCACCCACACAUUUUCCCCUAUUUGCUGGUUAAUAUUGGUUCCGGGGUGUCUAUCGUGAAGGUGGAAACAGAAGAUAAGUUUGAAUGGAUUGGCGGCAGUUCAAUUGGUGGCGGCACGUUUUGGGGCCUUGGAGCGUUGCUUACGAAAACAAAGAAGUUUGACGAGCUGCUGCAUCUCGCUUCGAAGGGUCAGCACACCAAUGUGGACAUGCUGGUGAAGGACGUCUAUGGCGGGGCCUACCAGACCCUUGGGUUGAGCGGGAAUCUCAUUGCCAGCAGUUUUGGGAAAUCUGCCACCGCAGACAAAGACUUUUCCAAAGAGGACAUGGCCAAAAGCUUGCUGCACAUGAUCAGCAACGACAUUGGGCAGCUGGCCUGCCUCUACGCCAAGCUCCACAACCUCAACAAGAUCUAUUUCGGGGGGUUCUUCAUCCGAGGGCACCCCGUCACCAUGCGCACCAUCACUUACAGUAUUAACUUCUUCUCCAAGGGAGACGUCCAGGCGUUGUUCCUGAGGCACGAAGGCUACCUGGGAGCCAUCGGGGCGUUCCUGAAAGGAGCAGAAGAAGACAACCCCAAUCUCUACAGCUGGGGAGAGAACUACGCCGGCAGCUCCGGCCUCAUGAGCAGCUCCUCCCCGGACAUCUGCCCCGUCCAGCGAGAAAGAAGCGGCACCUUCGACAUGUUGGAAAUGGAUCGUUUGGAGCGGACGCUGGUGAACCUGCCUUUGCUGAAGGACCCCUCCACUUACGUCCCCGACACCGUGGACCUCACCUACGACGCCAUGGCCAGGAAGUAUUGGCUCUCGUGCUUCGAGGAGGCUUUGGACGGGGUUGCCAAGCGUGCUGCGGCCAGCCAGCCGGACGCGGCCGAUGUGGCGGAGCGAGCGGAGAAGUUCCGGCAGAAGUAUUGGCAUAAGCUCCAGACGCUGCGGCAACAACCCUUCGCUUACGGCACCUUGACCGUUCGGAGUUUGUUGGAUACGAGAGAACACUGUUUGAAUGAGUUCAACUUCCCCGACCCCUACUCCAAGGUAAAGCAGAAAGAAAAUGGCAUAGCUUUAAAAUGUUAUCAGAGUGUAAUUGAAUCUCUGGAUUCAUUAGGUUGGGAGGAGAGGCAGUUUGCCCUGGUCAAAGGGCUGCUCGCCGGAAACGUCUUCGACUGGGGGGCCAAAGCCGUCUCCGAUGUUCUUGAAACAGAGCCACAGUUUGGUUUCGAAGAAGCGAAGGAGAAAUUGCAAGAACGCCCCUGGCUGGAGGAUUCCUACCACGAAUGGCUGGAGCGGCUUAAGGCCCCUCCUCAUAAAUGUGCCUUAAUUUUUGCCGACAACAGCGGCAUCGACAUCAUUUUGGGCGUUUUCCCUUUUGUCCGGGAGCUGCUGUUGAGGGGAACUGAGGUCAUAUUGGCCUGUAAUUCAGGGCCGGCCCUGAAUGACGUGACCUACAGCGAAUCCCUGCUUGUGGCCGACAGGAUCGCGGCAACUGAUCCGGUCAUACGAUCCGCCUUGAAGGAAGAGAAGUUGCUCUUGGUGCAGACAGGCUCCAGCUCGCCCUGCUUGGACUUGAGCCGCCUGGACAAAGGCCUGGCCAGCCUGGUCCGGGAGCGGAAGACGGACCUGGUGGUCAUCGAAGGCAUGGGCCGCGCCAUCCACACCAACUACGAGGCGGCCCUGGACUGCGAGAGCCUCAAGCUGGCCGUCAUCAAGAACUCCUGGCUGGCCGACCGCCUCGGAGGGAAGAUCUUCAGCGUCAUCUUCAAGUACGAGGUGCCCCUCAAAUGAGACCCGGGCCCUCCUCCUCCUCGCCGCAACGGGACUUGCACUAGCUUCCUUUUAAUUGUAAAGAAUGUAUUUUUAUUACCGCACGGGGGGAC
Anolis sagrei ordinatus is the source of this 2439-nucleotide messenger RNA. It is a transcript of the gene PANK4, whose product is annotated as pantothenate kinase 4 (inactive). Gene Ontology annotation, biological process: coenzyme A biosynthetic process. The record is from RefSeq and is a predicted model, not a curated record. Gene Ontology annotation, cellular component: nucleus; cytosol. Gene Ontology annotation, molecular function: ATP binding; pantothenate kinase activity. Lineage: Eukaryota; Metazoa; Chordata; Lepidosauria; Squamata; Anolidae.